CCCCGAGACACACCCGUGUAGCACGGACCAUUUAACCUUUGAUUGUGAUGGAAUUUUUUAACAUGUAUAUUUUAUAAAUUUUUAUGUUUCUCAGUAACCAUGCCUGAAUUAAUUUUUAUAUUUUCACACAUUUCCUAUUUUGAUAAGAAAUCAGUCUGUAGAUCUUGAAGUCCGAAUGAAUCGUUCGGAAAAAAGGAGUAUUGAAGGCAUUGUUUACUUCCCUGUGACAGCAAAAGUGGAGAAAGAGAGGUACCGGUUUAUAAUUGAUCACGAUGGUAAUACAAGUUCAGGAACUUCAAGAAGAGCCUCCGCUCAUCCAAGCAAUAUUUGCUCGGGAUAUUGAACUUGUAGAAUCACUCUUAGCUGAUCAGGAAGAUGUCAACCACCUUGACAGAGAACGACGAAGCCCUCUUCAUGCUGCUGCUUACCAAAAUGAAGCUGAAAUUGCCGAAAAACUUAUAGUUCAUGGAGCACGAGUGGAUCCUAAAGAUUCUCGGUGGCUCACACCACUGCAUAGAGCCUGCUGCAAUGACAGUGGUGAAACUGUUGGUGUCCUCUUAAAGUAUAAAGCAAAUGUUAAUGCAAGAGAUCGUCACUGGCAAACACCAUUGCACAUUGCAGCUGCAAACAAUGCCAUGCAAAGUGUAGCACAUCUUUUUCAAGAGCUUACUAAUAUCAAUAUUACUGAUAGAAGUGGACGAACUGGUCUUCAUCAUGCUGCUUACAGUAACCAUAUUGAAAUGGUGCAUUUUCUCCUAGGUUACAAUUGUGCCAUUAACACUAGAGAUAAGAAAGAACGCACUGCUUUGCAUUGGGCAGCUUUUAUGGGUCAUGAGGAUGUUGUCUGGACACUCCUCCAGAAAUCAGCUGAUGUGAAUGCUCGUGAUAAAGAUAAAUAUACACCUCUCCAUGCAGCAGCUGCACGUGGCCAUUCAGUUGUGGUGGAUUUGUUGUUGCAAAAUGGUGCUGAUGUUGAUGGAAUAAACUCUUAUGGAAAUACACCACUUCAUAUUGCCUGUCUGAAUGGUCACAAUAGUGUUUGUGUUGAGCUGUUGUACCGAAAUGCAAAUAUUAAUGCCAUAAACUACAGAGGACAGACUCCAUUGCACAUUGCUGCUGCGUCAACUGAUGGCAAAGAAUGCAUGGAACAACUGUUGUUGAAAGGAGCUGACAUAAAUGCACAGAGUGACGAUGGCCGAACACCCCUUCAUAUGACCUGCCACUAUGGAAGGUUUACAUGUUCAAAGAUUUUAAUUGAUCAUGGUGCUGAGGUAGACAAAGAGGACAAAAAUGGUUGUACAGCAUUGCAUAUUGCUGCAUUAUAUGGUCAUGAUUUGCUGACAGGGACUUUGUUGGGUGUUGGUGCUGACCCCAGAAAACCUGGCUAUCAAGGUCGCACUCCUUUACACAUGUGUUGUCUUGGAGGAUUUGUGGAAUGCUGUCGUAAAAUUCUUCAGGCAGGGGUGGAUAUGGAUGCUCUUGAUCACACAAUGAAAACUCCUCUUCAUCUAGCUGCUUAUAGGGGGAGUGUAGACUGCUUAGACCUCUUGGUGAGCAGUGGUGCCACCUUCCAAGUACCUGAUACUCAUCUACGCACACCUUUACAUUAUGCUGCUGAGCAAGGGCAUUUAUCUUGCUUAUUCACACUUGUUGGUCAAGGAGCUAGGGUCAAUCAACAGGAUAAGUAUGGCUGUUCAGCUUUACACUUGGCUUCAAAGGGAGAUACAGAGGGCAAAUGUGUGGAGUAUCUGCUGCAGCACCAAGCUAACCCCGUUUUGAGGGAUAUGCAGGGCUUUACAGCUGUGCAUUAUGCUGUGGAAAGUGGUAAUCAAGCAGGGCUUGAAAAAUUACUCUUGGUACUAAGCCCUUUAGAUUUUCAGACUGAUGAUUUGCCUCGCAUAACUCCCCUUCAUUUAGCUGCAUAUCAUGGCCAUCAUGAAAUUUUAAGGUUGCUUCUCCCCUUUUUUAACAACUAUAAUGUAAGAGAACAAAAUGGAAGGACACCACUUGAUUUAGCAGCUCACAAAGGUCACAGUCAAUGUGUUGGGCUUCUCCUAAGGUAUGGAGCACAAGUAUUAGUACACGAUUCUCGUUCCAAGCGUACUCCUGUUCAUGCAGCUGCAUCUUCUGGGAACGAGGACUGCAUACAUCUCCUUUUAAACAAUUGUGAAAAUAAGAGUGUGGUUGAUGCUAUUGACAACAAGAAAAGAACACCAUUGAUGAUGUCUGUGGGUCUGGGUCACGUCAAGUGUGUCAAUAUGCUCAUAAAAUAUGGUGCAAGUAUCAAUAUGGUAGAUGAAGAUCUGCACCCUCCACUUUUCCGAGCUGUUGUUAAUGGUUGCAGUGAAGUAGUGUCUUUACUGGUUCAAGCUGGUGCCAAUGUGACUUGGCAAGACAGGAAAGGGAAGACUGCAUUACAUCUAGCUGCUGCUAUGGGCCAUUUAAACUGCUUAUCAAUUCUUGCACAAUCGGCUCAUUCGCUUGGUGUUGUUCUUGACACACUCCUUGAUGGCCAGCAAUGCUCUUUACUCCAUUGGGCUGCCUAUAAUGGCCGCUCUUCCUGUGUGGACUACUUACUGCAAUCUUGCCUGAUUGGAACAAUGAAGGGCAACCCUUUCUCACCUAUUCAUUGUGCUUCAUACCAUGGAAGCAAACAAUGUUUGGAUCUUCUUAUCAAUACAUUUGGAAGAAAAAGUGUACAUUUGAGAGAUUCGCUUGGACGGACACCUCUUCAUCUAGCCGCUGCACACAAUAAUGUUGCCUGUAUGCAAUUGCUUUUGCAACAAAACGCGUCAGUUGAAGCAACCGACACAAAUGGAAAAACUCCUCUUUUAUGUGCUGCACAGAAUGGACACAUUCAAGCUAUAGAAUUACUUUUAAGCUGUGGGGCAGAUGUAAAAGCAUGGAACAGAGAGGGUAAUACAGCUCUUCAUCUAGCUUGUGAGAAACAGCACACAGAAACUGCUUUACUCCUACUAGACAAUAUACCUAAUCCUCAGCACACAAUAGUCAAUAUGGCAAACAGGCAAUUGCAAACACCUUUACAUCUUUCGGCAAGACAUGGCUUAGUAUCUGUUACUCAAUCACUCUUGGAGAAAGGAGCAUCAGUUGUGGCUGUCGAUGCAUGUGGCCUUAGUCCUGUACUUGCGUGUGCCCCAAAUCUUAAUGUGGCACAAUGUCUUGCUUUAAUCUUGUCAACAUCACCUUCUUUUUCUGCCCUUGUACCUCUACGAAUUUUAAACAACCAUGAUGAGAAAGAAAUCACCGAACUAUCCCCUGAGCAGUUGCAGUCACCUACUGGAGGGGAUCAGUCAGACCGUUCGGACCGCUCUGAAAACUCUGAAGAGUUUUACUAACUAAUGAAUGUUCUAUAUUAUAUAUUAUGAAUCUCUAAAUGCCCAAACCAAAUGAGUCUGUGUGACAAAGCAAUAUCAAUUGCAAUAAGAUGAGCUUUUGUGUAAUCUCACUAUAAUGGUCGUAUUCUUAUUUAAAGUGUGCUUUAAAAAUCAUUUACACCCCUCUAUAUGUGCUGAUGCUAUUUUUUUUAAUUAUGGACAAACCUUUUUACAAUUUGCAAAUUUUGAAUCUUGUUUUAACUUACGAACUUGUGACAUUUGUGAGGAUGUACCAGUGUAUUACUAUUACCCAACCUUGAGGCUGUACUUUGAAUCAAAGCAAACCUAAGACCUAAAAGAUAGACUUCCACUGACUGUUGUGUGGGUGGAUGAUAAGCUCAUUUAGAUUUAGUUUUAAUCUCAAUCUGUGAUUCUGUGGACAGUGUUUUGUGAAUGUGUGUACUGUGUACAUGUUUGUAUAUGCAUAAAACCCUGGUUUCUUUUUAACGUUA
This is a messenger RNA of Frankliniella occidentalis (western flower thrips), 3847 nucleotides long. RefSeq names its product serine/threonine-protein phosphatase 6 regulatory ankyrin repeat subunit A. Gene Ontology annotation, molecular function: protein binding. The record is from RefSeq and is a predicted model, not a curated record. Bases 273 to 3356 code for a protein of 1027 amino acids. Lineage: Eukaryota; Metazoa; Arthropoda; Insecta; Thysanoptera; Thripidae. The transcript has 17 exons.